Messenger RNA from Dovyalis caffra, 1188 nucleotides. The record is from the annotation of a GenBank genome assembly. Lineage: Eukaryota; Viridiplantae; Streptophyta; Magnoliopsida; Malpighiales; Salicaceae.
AUGUCUUUGCUUGAGGUGAUCACGAAGGCUUCGGCUGAUUCUGAGCAUGUCGUCUCCCAAUCUGAAUACCCAAUAAUUUUAAACACAGAUGGUGUUUUCCUCAAUUUGAAGCCAGCACUUGAGAACCCAGAUGCCACAUCACUUGCCUGUCCUGUUACUGGAUGGCAACUCUCACAAUCUGAUUCCCAACUCAUUGAUUCCGGAAAGAAAUUCUAUGCUAAGCUAAAGCGGAAGCUCAAGGAUCACAGUAAUUUCAAUAAGGAUGAAUUCAUUGGAAUUUUUAAUCCAUUUCUUGAGAAAAUUAGCCACAAGGUUGGUAUUUCAAUUGGGAUUGAUUCCUCUGAUGCCGGUUAUACUUGUGUGUUGAUUGAGAAGGUCGGUUUUUUUAUGGGUAGAGAUGUGGCUGCUUUGGUUAUGGAAGCGUGUGUUAGUUUGGAGAUCUGGGAUUUGGUGGAGACUUUGAUUGUUAAUAGGAUUGUAGAUCACUCUUCUUAUUCGGAUUUGGUCACAAGUCUUGUGAAGAAAAGGAGGUCUGAUUUGCUCUCUCUGGCCAUUAAACAUGCUUCGGAUUUCGGAUUGCCUGAGUUGCUUGCCAUUUUGAAGUAUUUUCUUUGUCCAUCAAAGGAUGCUUACAGUUGCAUGGUGAUUGUGAGGAAGGAAUGGGAGAGGGAGGCGUUGUUAGCUAUUGAGAAGGCUAGCGAUAAGAAUCUCUCGGAAAGGAAAUCAAGACUAACCAAGGAGGCUUCAAUUUUGCUUAUGCUUGCGCAUGAUGGGUUCUCAACGUCUGAGCUUUGUUUGCAUUAUGUACUGGCAUCACCAAUUGUUGACGAAGCAAUCUUGUCAUCUUCAAUUAGUAAACUCAACGGUAAAGAGAUCACGAGUUUGAUUAGGUAUUUAGGGAAAUGGCUCAAGAAGUAUGAGAUGUUUCCUCAGGCAGGUCUCUGUCCGAAGGCUUCUUCUGUGUUGGGUCUGAAGGCUUGUGAUUGGGUUCCUAAACUUGAAGAUAUUGUCAGAUGGCUUGGGUUAGUGCUGGAUGAAUGCUUCUCUUCACUGGUGUUGCAUCCGGAAUUUCAUGAAGAGCUGAAAUCCAUUGAGGCAUUAGCUGCUUCGCUAGCCUCAGAAGCUGAACUCAGUUGCAGUAUAGCAAAUGUUGUUGAGUAUUUGAGAACCGAAAAUAAAGUUGAAUAG